AUGGAUAGUCAGGCGAUAGACAGAGAGUUGAACGAAAAGAUUCUAUCGCAGAUCAACUGGCGCCAUGGCAUUCUUCCCUCCGGCGACAUAGCGACCGACCCGUGCUUCGUGCUUCAGGAAAUGCCUAUCAUCAAACUCUACGUGCUUGACCAAGCAACAGUACAACCCGUCCUAGUUACCCAAAGCGACUGGACUUUCAACCUUGUCCACUCGGGCGCCGUGUACAAUCUAACCGACGAUUCAACCCUUCGAGCAUUAUCGGAUUGCCAGCUCAUAUUUCACCGACUCGAGAAACCGCACAGGAAAACGUUGCAUAUGUUGAAUUUCGAAACUGUUGCUUGGUUUCGUGUCGACGAUAUUUUACAACCGACAAAAAAGGUCCAGGACGCAUUGGAUGACGCUCUACAGUACUGGCCGAAUGAACCAGCAAAAGCAUGGCAAGGGCUGUGUAAAGUAUGGACAGUGUAUGGUUUCCUGUGGCCUCAGAAGAUCAUGCUCGUCACGACAGCAGAGGAAGGUGCUCAUAUACAGCAUCUUCGACAAGCCCAUGCAAGUGAUGAGGCCACUGCACAGAUGCAAGCAGAAAUAUCUUCUUCCAAUUAUCAUUCAGCAGCGCCAACAACAGAGAUGCACAGAUCACCUUCCGCCGUAACACAACAACAAUCAGACCAGAUGGCGCUUACCCGUGUUGGUGUACCUAAUUCGCCACUGUCUCACAAGUUUCAGGAGCGCUUGCGUGGAUUAGAGUUGGUGGAUGUGUCGGACGACGACGAGACCUUGCAGCAUCAAUGGACCAUCGAAUUGCAAGGGUUGGGACUUGAGCAUGAUGACAUUAUAUCAACGGACAUGGGCCGCAAUGUGGACAUUGAAAUUGGCAGACGAAAGCCUAUUCUGCAUGGAGAUAUCAUUGCGCUGCGCCAAGAUCACAUGCAUCCGGUUUUAGCAAAAGAAGUCGACAUGAUUCGUCCAGGCACAGUAGAGCAGCUGUGGACCGUUGAAAUUGCGAUGCCUGAAGACCUGCAGUACCACCACACUAGUGCAGCGCCGAUAGCUGCUGCUACUUCCACCAUCACCACAGCAGCGACAACAGUAUCUACCGAUCUCGAUCUUCAAAUCGACGAUUCAAGUAAUAGCAACAACAACCACAACGUCAUUCGAAGGAAAAAAAGCCAACACGGUCUUAAAGUAUCGGGUGAUAUCACCAACUUGCGGAAAAAGAAGAGUAUGCAUGACUUUAGACCAUCACGAGAGCAGGACGACCGUGACGCCGUGGUCCAAAUCCAAGCGAUGAUCAGUGCAGAGUCACUUCCAAGGGGCAACACACCCUUGUCAGCACGCAAAGUACGCUCACUCACGGACCUGGUCUACGACCUGGAACGACAACCGACGAUGGAAGACAUUGAAACAUCAGGUUCUUUGUCCUUCCAACCUCCUGGAACCGACACGGUUGACUCGUCACCGGCCCAUCACUAUAACGCGGACGAUUUGGAUGUCUGUGCAAGCGCGCGGGCCGAACAUUUUAUCCGACUCUACGCGUCUCGACAAUAUCGCAAACGGUGGUCGCAUCUGAUCAAGGCAGGGACGUUUUCACGGUUUGGCUCUGAAAAGUAG
Messenger RNA from Zychaea mexicana, 1611 nucleotides. RefSeq lists its product as uncharacterized. Bases 1 to 1611 code for a protein of 536 amino acids. NCBI's taxonomy places the organism in Eukaryota, Fungi, Mucoromycota, Mucoromycetes, Mucorales, Lichtheimiaceae. The record is from RefSeq and is a predicted model, not a curated record. The transcript is spliced from 5 exons.